UUCGAGGACUUACAAGUUGCCUUGUUUUCCUUAUGCAUUUCUUGUUUGGAUUUACGAAACUAUUCCUCUUUGUCAGAAGGCUGGUUUUUGUGAAUAUGAUAGUGAUCCAGAAUAUAGGAUUUGUAGAUGGUUGAAUGUGGGUCUUCCUAAUAAUAGUGCUGUUGAGAGGAAAGUUUUUUCAUCUCCUAAGCUGAAAGGUGAAUAUAUAUUUCCUACAGAUGAAGAGAGAUCAAUGCUUAAUCUAUCUGGUCUUGAGUUUAUUGAGAAGGAAGAUUCAGAUGUUGAUGUUGAUCGAGUUGGUGCGAUUGGUUUACAAUCUUCUAUUUUAAAUGAGUUAAGGAGGGACGUUAAAAAAGUAAUUCAAAAGCAAUUACAUUUUGAUGGGUCUUUUGAGGGUUUUACAUCAGAUAUUAAGUGUAGAUUCAAGGAGUUGGAACUCAAUAUGAUUUCCCACAUAGAUUCUAAGAUUGAUGAAAGUUUGCAAUUUUACUUGGAUUUGAAAUUUAAUGACUUGAAAGAAAAGUUUGAUGAUUUAAAAGCUUCUCAGAGUGUCGUGGAUAUCCGUGAUGAUAGUGGUGGUGAUAGUGAUGAUGAAUCUGGUUUGAAAGAUGGUGUUAAUGUUGAUUUGGCAGUGAAGGAUGAUCUAGUUAUGAAAGAGGUUGAUGAUGUAGAUUUGGUUACUGAAAAUGUUAAAGAUUAUUCUAUUGAUCCUGUUUUAAAUCUUGCUGAAAGUGGUGGUGUGUUGGUUAAUGAGGGAGACACUGUUGUAGAGGGUGAAGGUUUACAAAAUGUUGGAGAUGGUGGUUUGGUAAAAGAAGGACACCUUUGCUUUCUUGAUAUUACUGUUUACAGGUAA
Molecule: messenger RNA, 856 nt
Organism: Cannabis sativa
Lineage: Eukaryota; Viridiplantae; Streptophyta; Magnoliopsida; Rosales; Cannabaceae
Exons: 7
Coding region: 233-856 (207 amino acids)
Source: RefSeq, a predicted model, not a curated record